This is a messenger RNA of Nasonia vitripennis (jewel wasp), 1160 nucleotides long. RefSeq names its product ubiquitin carboxyl-terminal hydrolase isozyme L3 (gene Uch). Gene Ontology annotation, cellular component: cytoplasm. Bases 282 to 962 code for a protein of 226 amino acids. NCBI's taxonomy places the organism in Eukaryota, Metazoa, Arthropoda, Insecta, Hymenoptera, Pteromalidae. Gene Ontology annotation, biological process: protein deubiquitination; ubiquitin-dependent protein catabolic process. Gene Ontology annotation, molecular function: cysteine-type deubiquitinase activity. The transcript is spliced from 8 exons. The record is from RefSeq and is a predicted model, not a curated record.
UAACGUAGAAAACCUUGACAUUUGUAUACAUGCAUAUAGGUAUAUAGCUACCGAGUCAUCAGUUUCCGCCGCCUCUUUGUCCCGACUUGAGAGGAAGUGGAAGCGCCCAGUCCAAAGACUGCUAUUUUUUGCUGCCUUUUUACAACAAAGAGAAGAGAGUUUUUGGUUCAAAAGAUCAUCAAAAUUCGCGAUUCACUCCUUUGUCGGCAUAACCGUUUGACGACUGUCGCCUCAAGAGAAUAAUUACCGGUACUAUUAAAGGAGAAAAUCAGUCAGGCAUCAUGGCUUGGGUUCCACUUGAAUCGAAUCCCGAGGUUAUGACCAAGUUCAUACAUAAGCUUGGUGUGCCUACAAAAUGGGAACUGAUGGAUGUGUACGGUCUGGAUCCAGAGCUUUUGGCGGUGCUGCCAAAGCCAGUUGUAGCCCUCAUAUUGCUCUAUCCUAUUUCACCAAAGACAGAAGACUUUAAAAAUGAGUUAGAGAAGAAAGAAAAGGACAGUGGUGCUAAUAACAAUAAAGUUUAUCAUUUAAUUCAGUAUGUAUCGAAUGCUUGUGGAACAGUGGCAUUAAUUCAUAGUGUGGCCAAUAAUCUCAAUCGAAUUGAACUUGAAGAUGGAGUACUGAAGAAAUUUUUGGAAGAAACCAAAGACUUAACUUCUCAACAAAGGGGUGAAAAACUGAUGGAGGCUCAAGGUAUUAGCAGUACCCAUGAGGACUUUGCGCAAGAAGGACAAACUGAGGCACCAAGUGAAGAUGAGAAAGUCAUCCAUCAUUUUGUGGCAUUUGUUGAAAGGGAUGGAUCGAUAUAUGAACUUGAUGGUAGAAAGCCAUAUCCCAUCAAUCACGGAUCAUCUAAUUCUGAGACGUUCCUCGAAGAUGCCGCUCGCAUAUGCCGAGAAUACAUGAAUCGUGAACCAGGAGAAGUCCGCUUUACCAUGAUGGCAUUAGCAGCAGCUGAAUAAAUUCGUUCAAUGCUCUAUGUUCAAUGUUCAAUGUGAUCAAACAAAACAAGCUUUUUAUAAGAUAAUGUAUUCUUUUUUGCCAUAUAUAUUUUUAUAAUUUGUCAAUCAACUAAUGGUUGAACACAAUUGAUAUUUUCAAAAUAAUGUAUUUAAAAUGCAAACUUUAUAAAGCAAAUAUAAAAUGAAUGUUUCGCUAAA